Dentiscutata heterogama is the source of this 328-nucleotide messenger RNA. NCBI's taxonomy places the organism in Eukaryota, Fungi, Glomeromycota, Glomeromycetes, Diversisporales, Gigasporaceae. The record is from the annotation of a GenBank genome assembly.
AUGGGUGAACCUAAAUCGAAACAAUUUGAAAAUAUUUACUAUGGACUUUCAAAUUCUCCAGGAAUCCUCAAGCUUGCUCCAAGUGGUUUAGGUUGGAAAACUCCCGAUUCAGAAAGUAUAGUAACUAUUUCUGCUGAAGAAUUUAAAAAAGUUCAUUGGAUGCGUGUUGCAAGAGAUUAUCAAAUAAAAUUUGCUUUAAAGAAUGGGAAUGCUGCAAGAUUUGAUGGUUUUCCCAAGGAGAAUUUUGAAUCACUAAGAGAAAUUAUUCGGACAAAUUAUAAAUUAAAUUUAGAAACAAAAGAGAUAUGUGUUAAAGGGUGGAAUUGGG